Molecule: messenger RNA, 2452 nt
Organism: Anoplopoma fimbria (sablefish)
Lineage: Eukaryota; Metazoa; Chordata; Actinopteri; Perciformes; Anoplopomatidae
Gene: impact
Product: impact RWD domain protein
Exons: 11
Coding region: 100-1065 (321 amino acids)
Biological process (GO): regulation of translational initiation
Cellular component (GO): cytoplasm
Molecular function (GO): protein binding
Source: RefSeq, a predicted model, not a curated record
AUGUCAACAUGGACUUCAUGUGCCUUACAUUUAAUACUAUCGGUUCCUUUCUGACUGACUCAGUUUCACAUGUCCAGUAGCUGACAGUACACUGAACACAUGGCUGACAUCACAGAUCCAGAGGAUGAAGGAGACCUUCAGGAUCAAAUCGAAGAGGUCGAGGCUCUGUCCUCCAUCUACGGAGACGAGUGGUGUGUCAUCGACGAAGCGUCCAGGAUAUUUUGCAUCAAAAUAUCCGAUGACUUGGAGGAGCCAACACUCACGGCGUGUUUGCAGAUAAUUCUCCCAUCUGAUUAUCCGAGCGCCGCUCCGCCCAUCUACCAGAUCAAUGCGGCGUGGUUGCGAGGACCUGAGAGGAACAAAUUGGCGAGCAGCCUUGAAGACCUCUACGUGGAGCAUGCGGGGGAGAGCAUCCUCUACCUGUGGGUGGAAAAGAUUCGAGAAUUCCUGGUGGAGAAAUCACGGAGCUCAGAAACAGUGGAUCCUUCAGAGAAGGUGAACAUGACGGCUGAAGAGGAUGAUGAUGAUGAUGAUGAUGAAGACAUACCAGACUUCAGGACACUAAAGCUGAAUACAGAAAAUGCUAAUCUUUUCAUGGAUCAUGCAAACGAUGAAGAGGUUCCUCCUAUAAAACAUGGAAACACCAUCACAGACCGACGCAGUACCUUCCAGCCUCACUUAGCACCUGUGGUGACUCCAAGACAGGUUAAAAUGGUCCUGGGGAAGCUGUAUGAGAACAAGAAGAUUGCUAGUGCCACUCAUAACAUUUAUGCAUACAGGAUUUACUGCGAGGACAAGAACAGCUUCCUGCAGGACUGCGAGGACGACGGCGAGACGGCGGCGGGGGGGAGGCUGCUCCAUUUACUGCAGAUUCUGGACGUGCGUAACGUCGCGGUGGUCGUGUCUCGAUGGUACGGAGGUAUUCUGUUGGGUCCUGACCGCUUCAAACACAUCAACAACUGUGCUAGAAACAUCCUGGUUGAGGAGGGAUACGCUGCCUCCACGGAUGAAGCCGCCAAAUCUGGAGCAAAGACCAAAAAGUCAAAAAGCAAGAAGACAAAGUGAAUUUCAGAAGAGGAAAAAAAUGACUUUUGUCUCAAAUAAAUAUUCAUAGUUUUUUGAAGAGGUUGUUGUAAGCAGGUUCCGAAAUGUCUUAAGAGAGACAAACAGGGAUUUCUUGCAAUUACAAAUAAUUUAUUCAAGAUUACGACAGUAUAAAGUGCUGCAGGAAUGAGACCUAUAACCCUGAAUUGCAUUUUUGCACUUAUGGUUCGCUUGUUUCAAAGACAUGCUGUUUAUUAAUGUGUUUGGUGAGAUGAGGUGAAAUAAGGUCUGUGCUGAACACAAGAUUAGGAGAUUUUAACGUUUUGACUACUACAUAAGAUACUUUAGUAAAUACCACUCUCUUGAAUUUUGAAGCUUUUACGUGCCAUAAAAAAGCCAGUGCAAACAAGAGUCUUAAUGAAAGGACUUAAUGUGAAGUCAUGUGACAGUGGUGAAUUAUGAGACAAUAUGCCCCUGGGCACAGAUCCAAGUCUAAAAGGCAAAAGGUUUCCCUUUGUAAUUAUUUUGGUACUUUUUGUAGUUAUUUUAAGUUUGGUUUUGCCCCUUUUUUUGUCUUUUUUUGUCUCUUUGUAGUUGUUUUGGGUCUCUUUGUAGUCAUCUUUUGUCUCUUUGUAGUUGUUUUGGGUCUCUUUGUAGUCAUCUUUGUCUCUUUGUAGUUGUUUUGUGUCUCUCUGUAGUCAUCUUUGUCUCUUUGUAGUCGUUUUGUGUCUCUUUUUGGUCUUUUUGUGUCUCUUUGUAGUCAUCUUUUGUCUCUUUGUAGUCGUUUUGUGUCUCUUUGUGCACAUUUUAAGUCCAUUUGUGGUUGUUUUGCCCUUUUUUCAGUCAUUAGGAAUCUCUUUGUUGUCUCUUUGUGUCUCUUUCCAGAAGUUUCUUCUUUGUAUUCGUUUCAUUAUUAUGUUUUGGCUAUUUUGAGUUUCUUCUUUGAAGGUACAGGUCGUUGGUACAGGUAUAGUCGAAGGUCAAGGGGGGCUGAGACUUUGGGCCCCUGGUCCUGUGCCUCGUAGGCCUGUUUAGUAAUCCAUCCGUGACUGUGAUGUAGUUCAUUCAUAGCUUAACGUUAGCUUUUUAUUCUGCUGAUUGUAUUCAAGCUUCAAAAAUCAGAACAGUGGUGUUAAUUUGCAAAAGUUAUCCUGCUGAACCAAACUUGUAAUUUUCAUAAACCUUUGUUUGCCACAGAGCUUAUUUUCUGCAAUAAUCCAAAAUCCAAUAGAAAAAUGAUAAUGGCUUUUUAUCAAGUGAACCAGUGAGAUGCUAACUCCUGGGGCUUCUGUCAUCCCUGAAGGACUUAUGUCAGCUGAUUGCUUUAACUCUUUUAUAUUGCACCAUCUUGACUGAGAAGCCUUGAAAUUAAAUGUUUGAUGAACAUGUUUUCAUUAAACAAAUCAAA